AAAAAAGUGGUGAAAAGUUUUCAGACCCCCUCCCCUGUAUGUUUUUGUUGGGGGAAAAAAAAAAAGUUGUUGGUAGUUAGGUCGUGUGAAUGUGGCGUGUCCGUCGGUUUUCUUUCGCCCCUCGGUAACAGCGGGGGAAUGCGAGUUUUCUACGUCUCUGAAGUCGGACAGCGAGCUUUCGAGCAGAGGUUGCGGCGCUUUUUACGUCCUCUGGCUCGGACUGAAAAUCUCAGUGGCCAUCAUCGUUUCACCUCUGCCGUCUCGUUAGCCACCUUAGCUCCGCCGCUAGCUGGAAAGCUAACUUAAACCCCCCUACCCCCCCAACAAAGUUAAACGCUACCUCGCCUCAUAGUGUUUGUUUCUUGUGGUCACUUCCAGCUUGGAAGAAAGGAAAAGGAGAAUUAAAAAAAAAAAAGAAAGAAAGAGAAAAGCAACGGUUAAAACAUGGCGGAAACCAAAAUAAUAUAUCACAUCGACGAAGAGGAGACGCCGUAUUUAGUGAAGAUACCCAUUGCUGCCGAAAAUAUCACAUUGCUGGAUUUUAAACAGGUCUUGAACAAGCCAAACUACAAAUUCUUCUUCAAGUCUAUGGACCAGGACUUCGGGGUGGUGAAGGAAGAGAUUUCCGACGACAGCGCCAAGUUGCCAUGUUUCAACGGCAGAGUGGUGUCAUGGUUGGUAUCUUCAGACACUCCAGCAGCAGAGCCACCAGUGGCAGUGGUCCCCCCUGUGGAAACGACGACCCAGCCUUCGCCCCCUCCUCCGCCCCUCCCACCCCCACCUGCAGAGAGGACCGGGGGCAUCGGGGACUCCAGACCGCCCUCCUUCCACCCCAAUGCUACAGGCAGUGUGGAGACUUUGGACGACCAGACUGAAACAGAGUCUGUAGUUUCAUUCAGGAGAGAGAGACCUCGGCACAGAGAGAGCAUGGAGCAACACGGGCCUCGUAUGAACGGCCAGACUCGACUGGAGCGCCACCUGGCAGGAUAUGAGAGCUCCAGUACAGUGAUGAGCAGCGAGCUGGAAACCACCAGCUUCUGUGACUCCGAGGACGACGACACCAUGAGCAGGUUCAGCAGUGCAACAGAGCAGAGCACAGCCUCUAGGCUUCUUAAACGCCACCGCAGGCGCAGGAAACAGCGCCCACCACGUUUGGAGAGGGCCUCGUCCUUCAGCAGUGUGACAGACUCCACAAUGUCCCUGAACAUCAUCACCGUCACUCUCAACAUGGAGAAGUACAAUUUCUUGGGCAUCAGCAUUGUGGGCCAGAGCAACGAAAGGGGGGAUGGAGGAAUCUACAUCGGCUCCAUCAUGAAGGGAGGAGCUGUGGCCGCAGACGGACGCAUUGAACCUGGUGACAUGCUGCUGCAGGUGAACGACAUCAACUUUGAGAACAUGAGUAACGACGAUGCAGUGCGGGUACUGAGGGAGAUUGUACACAAGCCAGGGCCCAUCAUCCUCACAGUGGCGAAGUGCUGGGACCCUUCUCCUCAGGGCUACUUCACUCUGCCUCGCAAUGAACCGAUCCGACCCAUUGACCCAGCAGCGUGGGUGAGCCACUCUGUGGCUAUGACCGGAGCCUACCCCGCCUUCCCUGGCAGCUCCUCCCUCAGCACCAUCACCUCUUCCUCCUCUGUCACUGAGACCGAACUUCUUUCAUAUCUACACAAGUCCUCUCAUCAGGGCACCGACACAGUAUGCAAAAGUUUCGAUGAUUUCAAUUUAUCACUACACUCUGACAUGGCAUCGGUUGCCAAGGCCAUGGCCUCACCAGAGUCAGGUCUGGAGGUCAGGGACCGCAUGUGGCUCAAAAUCACCAUCCCCAACGCUUUCCUCGGCUCAGACGUAGUGGAGUGGCUGUUCCACCACAUUGAGGGAUUCCAGGACCGACGCGAAGCCAGAAAGUACGCCAGCAACCUGCUGAAAGCGGGCUUCAUCCGACACACCGUCAACAAGAUCACCUUCUCCGAACAAUGUUACUAUGUCUUUGGAGAUUUAAGCGACUGUGAGAACUACAUGGCCAACCUGUCCCUGAAUGACAAUGAUGGCUCCAGUGGGGCCUCAGACCAGGACACCUUGGCCCCCCUGCCUCUCCCUGGGGCCUCCCCGUGGCCCAUGAUGCACACCUUCCCCUAUCAGCCGUACCCUACACAUGCCUUCUCCAGCCAGCCACCUCCGUACCACGAGCUCACCAGCUACAGCUACGCCCCCGGCAGCACUGGCAGCCAGCACAGCGAAGGGAGCCGAAGCAGCGGUUCGACGAGAAGCGAGGGUGAGCGACGCCGCAGCACUAAAGGUCCCGGCAGCACCGUGGGCGGUGGGGAGAAAUCCCCCUCUGGCGGUGGCGGAGAAGGUGGCGGAGCUGACUCGCGCUCCGGCAGCGGCAGCGAAUCAGAAUACUCCACCCGCAGCAGCCUGAGGCGUGGCCACGGUUCGGCCGCCCCCAGCGAGCACAGCCACGCCUCCUCCCAGCGCUCACAUCAUCACCGCAUGCCCCAGCCGCCCCACAUGUCUCCCUACCCGCCAGGUAUCCUGCCUUACAACCCCAUGAUGGUGAUGAUGGUACCCCAGCACCCACACCCGGCCAUGGCGACUGCUCACGCUCUUUCUCACACGCAGCAGAUGCCCACAGGCCCCAUGCACCCGGCUCUACCCCCGCCCCCUUCCUCCACUCCAGGGGGGCCCCCUGGUGCCCCGCCCACCCGUGACCUGGGCUCUGUACCCCCAGAGCUGACUGCGUCGCGCCAGUCGUUCCACCUGGCCAUGGGGAACCCCAGCGAGUUCUUUGUGGAUGUCAUGUAGUAUUCCUGUCUGGGUGCUGAGUAACCAUUCAUGUGAAGUUAGUGUACGGUUCCCACUUGUUUUGACGAGGAUCUGGUGGUAGCUUUUGGAGCCCACAAGGGCCUAUUGGAUUGAGGGCACUUGUUGCAAAUUUGGUGAGAACAGGGUUUAACAUUGACAAAGAAAAUAAGACAAAAUUAAAACACAGUUAAUGUGGGAUAUGGUCUGACUGUGUCUGCAAAGUCUAGUUUCUCUCAUUCAAAUCUGCUGCGCAUCACAUUCUGUUUUCCAAACCUAAAUCUGGAAAGAUCAAUUCUACUUUCUUAUCUCCAUAGUUUUGUCUCAAAAAGCAAACUGUCAGUACAGUAUUUUGAGUGCCUAUCAGAGCUGCUCAGCAUUCUGGUUUCUGGUCAAUCCUCAAAACAGAAAUAUAUAUUUUAUAUAUAUAUAUAUUUGUAAUAUUUUCGGAAGGGGAGCACCUUUCCAAACCAGCCACUCUUGUCAGAGCUGUCCAUCCAGGAAGCGCACAGACCACAGUUUAACACUAGAGGGUGCCAGGUACACUGUGUACUUGAAAAGGAUACAAUCCUGUAUACAUAUCUGGAUCAUCAUGCCAGAUUCGUUGGCAGCACAGGAGUAUAUCGAGUGCCUUACUCUUUGCAUUUUUAUUUUGUUUUUUUAGAGACAUUUUCACACUCCAGGUACAUAAAACAACUCCUAUUGUUCCAGCAUUGUUUGACAAUGAACUUCUCUGUAUAUAUCUACUACUCCUAAUGUAAGUGCAACAAUACAGAACAGCAAGCUCUAAUGUGAAAAGAAAAUAGGUCCAAAAAAUGUCAGGUGAACGUGUGUUUAGUAAUCACUGUCUAGGCCUAGUCGUCAAAUAACUCUUAUUGCGAGGAGUUCUCAGUAUGGGACUGUAGAGGCUUAACGGUACUAAUAGGUAAAAAAGACGAGAUGCGAUGAAAGCGGUACUUUUUGAUUACAUAUCUUAAGUAACUGCGAUCCAAACGCCCCAGCUCCUCAUGCUUAUUUUUAUGUUACUGACUCGCAUUAUUCAGCCAUUUCAUUUUUUGUAUGAGUGACUAUAUAAAUCAUGUAUAACCGAACUAUUAAGGUGCUAAAUGAAGAUUCAACAUUUCAAAAAGAAUGACAUUGACAUUGUCACAUUGUUUGAUUUCAUCACCUUGUUUUGCCACCUUUUGUUUGUUUAUUUGAGAAUAAAUUUGAUACAUA
Dicentrarchus labrax (European seabass) is the source of this 4017-nucleotide messenger RNA. RefSeq names its product dishevelled segment polarity protein 2 (gene dvl2). Gene Ontology annotation, molecular function: frizzled binding. Lineage: Eukaryota; Metazoa; Chordata; Actinopteri; Moronidae. The transcript is spliced from 16 exons. Gene Ontology annotation, cellular component: cytosol. The record is from RefSeq and is a predicted model, not a curated record. Gene Ontology annotation, biological process: canonical Wnt signaling pathway; intracellular signal transduction. The coding region runs from base 445 to 2802 and encodes 785 amino acids.